Symbiodinium pilosum is the source of this 1407-nucleotide messenger RNA. The record is from the annotation of a GenBank genome assembly. Lineage: Eukaryota; Dinophyceae; Suessiales; Symbiodiniaceae.
AUGUCGGCCCAGGAUUUGCCGCCCGCAAAGCGACCUGCAGCCGAGGAGGAGGAAGACGAUGAAGCACCAGUGAAGAAGAAGAAGGUGGAAGAGGUGCCUCAGCGUAUGGAUUGCCCUUAUUUGGGUACCAUCAACAGGCAUGUCCUGGACUUUGACUUCGAGAAAUUGUGCUCUAUGACGCUGUCUGGCGACAACGUCUACUGCGACCUGGUGGAUGGAAAGUUCUUCCAAGGCCGUGGCAAGGAGACGCCAGCCUACCGCCAUGCGUUGGAGAAAGGGCACUACGUGUGGAUGAACGCCGUGGAUGGGAAGGUAUACUGCAUUCCAGAUGGCUACGAAGUGGUGGAUAAAUCCUUGGAGGAUAUCAAGUACAACUUGAUCCCUUUCUUUGAUGAGGAGGAGAUCGAGUUCAUGUCAACGCGUGUGCGGUAUUCCAAAGCACUGGAUGGCACCGAUUACAUUCCUGGGUGCAUUGGUCUGAACAACAUCCAGGAUUCAGACUACCAGAACGUAGUCAUCCAGAUGCUUUGCACAGUGAUCCCCAUUCGCAACUACUUGUUGGGCUAUCAGCCACCCUCCGAGCGGAAGCCGGACCCUGUGCUUGCCACCAUCUCGCAGUUGUUCCGCAAGAUGUAUAAUCCCAGGAACUUCAAAGGGAUUGUCUCUCCCCAUGAGUUCUACCAAGCAGUGGGAAGAGUCACGCAGAAGAAGUUCUACGCCAAGCAGAUGGAUCCUGUUGCGUUCUUCUCAUGGCUUAUGGGAUACCUUCACAAGAAGUCCCGGGACAAAAAAGGAGACUCUUUAGUUCAUGAUGUCUUCCAGGGAGAGGUCCAGGUCAAGCUUUGUCCUGCCCACGAAGAGUCGAGGAUUACAGAGUCCAAAGAAAAGACGGUCUUUCUGACGCUGGAAUUGCCAGACGAGCCGCUGUUCAAGGAUAACCUCGAUUUCAUUCCGCAGGUGCCAUUGUUUAACCUGCUGGAGAAGUUCAACGGUGAGAAGCCCUUCGAGAAGAUUGCCAAGGGUGGCGAAUCCCGCGAGAUCAGGAGGUACAGUUUGAGGCGCUUGCCCCCCUACGUGAUUUGCGUAGUCAAGCGCUUCCGCAACAACAACUUUUUUGUCGAGAAGAAUCCUACCAUCGUGACCUUCCCGCUCAAGGGCCUCGACCUGAGAGAUUACAUCCACCCAGACUGUCAGCCAGCGAAUCCUGAGACCAAGUAUGACCUGGUGGCCAACGUCUGCCAUGAUGGCAAGCCAGAGCGAGGUACGUACAAAGUUCAGGUUUUCCACCAACCAACCUCGCAAUGGUUUGAGAUCCACGACCUGCGAGUGACGCCGGUUUUGCCGCAAAUGGUGGCUUUGACAGAGAGCUACAUCCAGGUUUACCAGAGACAGGACUGCUUAAGCUGA